Messenger RNA from Vairimorpha ceranae, 951 nucleotides. RefSeq lists its product as hypothetical. The record is from RefSeq and is a predicted model, not a curated record. Bases 1 to 951 code for a protein of 316 amino acids. Lineage: Eukaryota; Fungi; Microsporidia; Nosematidae. The transcript has a single exon.
AUGGAAAUUUACAAAGAAGCUAGGAAAAUUGACAACUGUUUUUUACAUUCGUUUGUGUUGUUUGAAAAUAAAAUCGCUAUUUAUUUUCUAUCAUUUUAUAUCAAAGAUAAUACUUGUUAUAUUGAUAAAUUAGAUAGCACAGGAUAUUCAAAUAGUUGUAAAAGUAAGGAUUUUAUUCUUACAAUAUUAAGUGAAUAUUGUAAUCAAUGUAAAUUAAUAUAUUGUUUUGGUAUAUCUAAAAGAUUUUACGUAUUUAAUAGUGAUAUUAAAAAAGUACUAAAAGAUCUUGAGUCUUAUUGGAAUGAUAUAUUUUCUAUCCUAAACUCUAGAAAUAUAAUAUACGUUUUAAAAUCUAAUAGUAAAAAUUAUUUAAAAGAUAUUUUUACGUCAAGUUACGAAAUAGUUAGAUUUGAAGAUGAACCGAUAUCAAAAAUUUUAAAUAAAGUAGGGGAUAUUGAUCUUGAUAAGUUAUUUACAAUUUUAUGUUGUAGAGCAGAUUUUAUAAAAGGUUGUAUAAUAUUUAGUAUGAACCGAGAAAACAAUAAUAAUUUACAAAUAGAGUUUAAUAACGAAACAAAAGAAGAUUUUAAGGAUACAGAUAACUUAUUUAAACAUACUAAAUAUGCGGAAAUUGGUGUAAAUAAAAUCAAAAAAAAUACGAACAAUAAUAAAACAAUUCUUUAUUGUAAUAAUAAUGAAACAAUACGCAGGUGUAGUGAACAAAACUUGGCACAUGUUGACAAAGAAAAUGUAAAUACUAAAUUGACAGAUAAUUUACAAGAACUGUUGCGUAAACUUUCUUUUAAAACUCCUAAACAUAUUGAAAAUUCUAGUAAAGCUUUAGUAAAAAUAUUAAAUUUAGAACCAUUUGCACUUAAAGAAUUUGAUAGAUCGAAAAAAAGCGUAGAAUCUUCUUUUUUUACGGUUUUAAAAGUGAAAAGAAAAAAAUAA